Moneuplotes crassus is the source of this 2374-nucleotide messenger RNA. The record is from the annotation of a GenBank genome assembly. NCBI's taxonomy places the organism in Eukaryota, Ciliophora, Spirotrichea, Euplotida, Euplotidae.
AUUUAAAUAAUGAGUGCCGCAGACAUUGAUGACAGUGAUAUGAUAGGAGCUGUUAAGAUCAAAGAUGGCCUUUUUAUUGGUGAUGGCAUGGCUGCACAGGACCUAGAAUUUGUGGUCGCUAAUAAAGUAACACGCAUAAUAAAUUGAGCUGGAAAAGAAAUUCCAAAUCAUUGGGAACCUAUUGGAAUUGUGUACAUGACCUUCUUUGGAGGUGAUCAAGGCCCAUGGCAAAUGAAGAAUACCGAAGAAAUGGCUAUAAACACAAGAGAAAUCUAUGAUUUCAUUGAGGACACUCUCAAUAAAUCAGAAAGUAUCCUCGUUCAUUCCGCCAGAGGGCAAAGCCGAGCUUCUACUGUGAUCUCAAUCUAUCUAAUGAAGAAGUAUAGCUGGACUCUCCUGAAAACAUUAGAGUUCCUGAACUCUAGGAGGCCAGACCUUGAGAUCAGGUCAAGUUUUAUUCAACAACUGAAUUGCUUUGAGAAUUAUUUAAUGAAGCUUAGUAUGGGUCCUCGAACUCACGACUGGAAUCAGAUUACUGAAAAUACAUUUUAUAUCGAGAAUGAAGAGCUGUUACUAAGAAAUACAUUUCUGAAUGCCAAGAUGGGCCCACUCGUCAAUUAUAAUGAUUACCAUCAAGGGCAUAAUAAACCCAAAAUAAAGAGAAGUCUUUUAUGGGCAGAUGAAAAUAGGUACCCGCUUGCUUGUGAGAAUUUGGAUGAGGAUGAUCUAAUUAAUAAGAUUUCUGUAGCUCCAAUAGUUACACACCAUCAGUAUCAUGCAUCACAGUUAAAGUCUUCAUUUUCUUCUGCUAAAGGUUUACCUUUCGGACCCAAGUAUACAGGAGAAGGUAAAAUUGACUUUUACUCCCAAAAUAAGAAAGAAAAUAAUUUUGAAGAAGAGAAAGAAGAUGCCCCUCUCUAUGAAAUAGACGUUAAUUUGAGAGAGCCUCCAAGAAGAGGAGCUUCGAAUGGAACUAGAGUUAAUGAUCUGAGCUCAUACAAUAAAAAUCCUCAUCCCCAUCCUAAGAAACACUCAAAAGCUGAAGGUGCAGGACAACCGCAAUACCAGAGAACAAUUCUGGGACAAGCAGAUAUGAACUCUCAGCCGGCAUACUCUGGAAUGUCCCGAUAUAUGAAUCAGAAAGAGAAUGAUUCUUCAUAUAUCGAUUCAAAAACUACAAAAAGCACAUCUUUUCAUAAAGAUGAUUCACAGCAAGAAGAGGAGACUUUGAAUAAGUCUAUAAAUGAUCCUUCAGGCAAAUAUAAGAGUGGUCCCACCAAGUCUAAAGUUCCUGCAAGUGGUCUCCCUCAUUCAAUGGCUCAUAAGAAUAAGAACAUGCAUACUAAAAUAAACAGAGGCAUUUCUCCAAAUCAACCUCCCGCAAGUAUGAAGAAUAAAGGCAGAACUACCACGAAAAAUUACAAUAAUAGAAUUGGAAAAUAUCCUGUUAAAGAGCAACCUGAUGGUCAAAGAAGAUCCAAUUCUCUCAAGGUAAAGGAGAAGGAUAGGAUACAAUAUAAUAAGCCUUCUCCUUCAUCAAGAAUGAACCAGAAAUCAGGAGGAUCCUUUUUAGCUCCGUCUGGAGCUUCCAGUAAGCCUGAGAGGCCAAGAAAGCCAAAAGGUUCCAGCUCUAUUGGAAGCUCUAAGUCUGGAUAUAAUAAACCUAAUACAAAUGCGUCAGGCUCUGGAUCAAAUGGACAGUACAAUUAUGGAUCUAAUUACGAUAAUAGAAACCCCGGGAAUAGUAAUUUCACUGCUAAUCCAAGAAUAAGGAAAACAAGUAAUAAUCCUUCUACUAUAAACAAUACAAUGGCUAGCUUCCGGUCUGGGCCAGUUAAGGUGGUCGGGAAAUCUACCAAUGGAGGAAGAGAUAAGCAUCAAGAAGAGUCUCAUAAAAGUAAUCUAAAUGAAUCAAGAAAAGGACAAAUGACUGACUUGAGAAAGAGCCACACAGGAGAGUACCGUAAAAAUCAUUCGAAAGAUGGAAGCAAGAGGCCUUCAAGUGCUAGCAAAGCUACCAAAUCUUCAAAAAUAGUAUCUAAAGUGCCAAAUCGUCCUGGGACUGCUUCUACUAGAUCUUCUUUGAAUAGACCUCCUAGCCCAGGAUCAAGGACUUUGAAAUCAGACUUAUUGUUUAGCUCUUACAAGUAUAAAUAGCAGUAAAAUUGGUGGAGCUACUAAGAAAUUGAGCAGCUCAAAGCAGACAAAUAGUGUUAGUAAACUAAAGCAGCCGAAUGGCUCAGGAUCUAAAUCUCGUACAAAGCCUCAUUCUCCAGGGAGAGUUAUGUAUUCGAAGCAGCCGGGACAAACCUCUUCUACUAGCUAUACUCAGUACCGAGGUCUUAGAGCCCCUCCAAGUGGGUCAAAUAAUUAA